Molecule: messenger RNA, 996 nt
Organism: Numida meleagris (helmeted guineafowl)
Lineage: Eukaryota; Metazoa; Chordata; Aves; Galliformes; Numididae
Gene: TAAR1
Product: trace amine associated receptor 1
Biological process (GO): G protein-coupled receptor signaling pathway
Cellular component (GO): membrane
Molecular function (GO): trace-amine receptor activity
Source: RefSeq, a predicted model, not a curated record
AUGCAGCUGUGCUGUGAAUCUGUAAAUGGCUCUUGUGUAAAGAGCAAUUGGUCAAACCUCAGUAUCCGUAUUUCCAUGUAUAUCUUUAUGUUUUGCAUUAUUCUGGCCACAGUGAUUGGAAAUCUAAUGGUUAUCAUCUCAAUAUCACAUUUUAAGCAGCUCCACACACCAACCAACUUCCUGAUAAUUUCCAUGGCUACAGCCAACUUUUUACUGGGAUUCCUCAUCGUGCCUUCCAGCAUGGUGCACUCUGUUGAGCAAUGCUGGUAUUUUGGGGACUUCUUCUGCAAGAUCCACACAAGCACAGACAUUAUGCUGAGCAUGACUUUUAUCUUCCAUCUUUCCUUCAUAUCCAUGUACUAUGCUCUGUGUGACCCUCUCAGGUACAAAUCAAAGAUAAAUACUUAUGUUAUCCUGGUCAUGAUAUUGGUAAGUUGGACUGUCCCUGCUGCUUUUGCUUUUGGAAUGAUUUUUCUAGAACUGAAUUUGCUAGGGGCAAAAGAGAUUUAUAAUAACAUCCACUGUGCAGGAGGAUGCUUGGUCUUCUUUAGUGAAACUUCAGGUGUCGUCACCUCCAUAGUGUCUUUUUACAUCCCUGGAUUAGUUAUGCUGUUCAUCUACAGGAAAAUAUACUCUAUAGCCAAAAGGCAAGCAAGAUCCAUUGAUGCAGUUAGCAAAAAGAAGAAAAGAUAUGAAAAGAAGCACAUUUCAUUCUGCAGAGAAAGAAAAGCUGCAAAGACAUUAUGCAUAAUAAUGGGAGUAUUUCUCAUAUGCUGGAGCCCGUUUUUCUUCUUUACAGCAACUGACCCAUUUAUGAAUUAUGCAAUGCCUCCUAUUCUCAUUGAUGCUUUGGUUUGGUUUGGUUAUUUAAAUUCUGCAUUUAAUCCCAUUGUUUAUGCAUUUUUUUACAAGUGGUUUCACAGGGCAUUAAAGACUAUUCUGUCCGGAAAUAUUUUUCAACAGGAUUCUUCAAGGACUCAGUUAUUUUUGGAGUAA